AUGUAUCUAAGGUGGUUGCUGAUCGUGGGCAACAGGAACGGGCAAAUUGCCUGCUACAUGGAGAAAUUGUGUCGAAUUGGAAAACUGGAAGGUGAAAUGUGCGAGGACAAUUUGCCCGACGAGAUGAUCAUAAAUACGGAAUGGGGCGCGUUCGGCGAUGAUGGAGCGAUGGAUUCUGUCCUCACCGAAUUCGAUAGACAGGUGGACGCGUCCAGUAUCAAUCCUGGCAAGCAAUUAUUUGAGAAGAUGAUCUCUGGCAUGUAUAUGGGUGAAUUAGUCCGAGUCGUGCUAUGUUCGCUGGCAGCUGAGGGUCUGCUGUUUAACGGUGAUUGUGAAGCCAUCUCUCACUUUGGAUGCUUCCCAACCAAAUUCGUCUCCGAGAUUGAAAGCGACCUUCUCGAAGGGGAGGAAGGAGCAUUCCUGAAGACCUUCCAAAUCCUUGAAGACAUUGGAAUCGAACGUGUAUCGAAUACUGACUGUGCCAAUGUGGCCUACACUUGCAGCCUUGUUAGCACUAGGUUAGUGAGUCUCAUAAGGAUUUUGAAAAAAAUGUGCUGUAAUUGGGAAGAACCUACCAACCCUGAAUAG
Cooperia oncophora is the source of this 588-nucleotide messenger RNA. The record is from the annotation of a GenBank genome assembly. Lineage: Eukaryota; Metazoa; Nematoda; Chromadorea; Rhabditida; Trichostrongylidae.